Molecule: messenger RNA, 3171 nt
Organism: Dendronephthya gigantea
Lineage: Eukaryota; Metazoa; Cnidaria; Anthozoa; Malacalcyonacea; Nephtheidae
Product: transportin-3-like
Exons: 26
Coding region: 117-2882 (921 amino acids)
Biological process (GO): protein import into nucleus
Cellular component (GO): cytoplasm; nuclear membrane
Molecular function (GO): small GTPase binding
Source: RefSeq, a predicted model, not a curated record
AUUUAAUAUAGAGUUCGAAAAUCAUGCUUUAGCAGCUUUCAGAUAAGUUUUAAACCUUAUCAAUUUUAUAAUCUUACAUUGUUAUUGAGUAAAGCACCGAUCUAAAUACUGCAGCAAUGGAAAAACCACCGAUGGAACAAGUUUUGCAAGCCGUUGAAGCGCUAUACAGCAAUCAAAGUGCCGAAGGAAAGGAAGCUGCCUCGAAAUGGCUCGAAGACUUGCAGAGUUCGUUUUUUGCAUGGGAGAUUGCAGAUCAAUUACUUACAGCGAAACAAAGUACAACAAGUUGUUUUAUUGGAGCACAAACCAUGAGAACUAAGAUUCAAUAUUUCUUCCAUGAACUUCAACCUGCCCAAUAUGAGAGCUUGAAAAACUCAUUACUUGAUCAUAUCACACAUCUUUACCAUUCAACACCAGCUAUCUUGAAUCAGCUCUGCCUAGCAGUUGCUGAUCUUGCAGUUCAAAUGCCACAAUGGUCAAACCCUGUUAAUGAUCUUGUAGGAAGAUUUAGUAAAACAAUACAGAUAAUACCAGCUUUGUUGGAAAUGCUACAGUAUUUAACAGAAGAGGUGAAAAGUGAACAUUUACGUGUUGGAUCGAACAGACGUGAAGAAGUUGGAAAUCAAUUAAGACAGUCGUCGCUUGUUGUCAUUCAACUGCUGAAUGCGUGUAUAGAGCAAUGUCCCGACGAGGAACAAAUACGAACGAAGAUUUUCUACUGUCUUGGUGGAUGGUUAUUGCUUGGAGGUUAUCCUCCUGACGAAAUAAUGAAAAGCCGUCUUUUGCCUGUUUUAUUUGAAACGUUGGUGAAUGCGAAAGCCAGUGACAACUUACAGGAAGCAGCUACAGACGUUCUUUGUUCGGCUAUCUAUUCCGUUGGGGAUUUGGGUCCACAAAGCCAAAUGGCGGUCGUCCUCUCAUCUGAGGUGCUGAAACUUGUUCCUAUCUACGAACAAGCAAAAAGUAAUGACGAUCGCGACAAAUGUUUAAACUUUUGUCGUAUAUUUACCGAGCUUGCGGAAUCCAUGUUGGACGCCGUGCUCUCUGCAAAAGGCUUGAAUGUUUUGGAUUUAAAGAUCGUGGAAGUAAUGAUCAAAUGUUUACAACACAACGAUUACGAGGUGGCUGAAGUGACAUUUAACUUUUGGUACAGUCUAUCAGAGGCGAUAUAUCGGGAAGAUUUAAAGCAACGAAGGGAGAGUUUCCUUCCCUACUAUCAAGCUUUGCUGCAACAGCUUUGUAUCACAUGCAAACUAGAGUCCGAUACGGUCGGUAUACCUAAACCAGGCGAUGACUUCGCCGAUUUUCGGGAAAGAGUUGUCGAGUUAGUCAAAGAUUGUGUCUUCAUGGUUGGCUCUGAUAAUUUAUUUUUACAAUUAUGUCAGACAAUUAUUCAAGAGUAUGGAAAAACUGCGUGGCAUGAUGUCGAGGCAAAGUUAUUCAUCAUGGCUGCUGUUGCUACGAAUCUCGUCGCCGAGAAAUCCGAAGUUGUCAUCGCUCUAUUUGAUCUCUUGUUCAACAAAGAUAAUUCUGCUAAUAUAGUUGUUAAAUUCACCGCUAUCAAGCUCAUUGGUGAAUUAGGGGGAUGGACUAACAAAAAUCCGAACGUAUUAGACUUGUUUUUACACAUCUUAUACCAGGGAUUACAAUCCAAAGAGCUUGCCUCGGUGUCUGCAGAGUCACUUCAGAAAGUGUGUAGUUCAUGUCAGAAGAAAAUGGCGCAUCAUUUUGAAAUUCUACUACAAAUUGUUCAAGCCAUCGAUUCAUUAUCUAUAUCUACUAGUGCAGUUCUCGACUUCUUCCAAGGUGUUGCAAAGGUUUUAUCAGAACUUCCGCGACCACAGAUCGAAGAAGGGAUAAAACAAAUUUGUCUCCAACAAGUACAGCUGCUGGCUCAAUUGUUAGGAGGACAGAAUGGAGGCCACUCUGAGCCAAUCAUUUAUCUCGACAGAAUUGCGACCAUUUUUCGGUAUACUGUUGUGAAAGCGAAUGACGGUGAAGAACAUCCUUGCUUUAGCAUCGUUCAAGAGGUGUGGCCUGUUGUGUCGAUGGCUCUUAGUAAAUAUCAAGCGGAUGUUAAAACGAUGGAACGAUGUUGCAGAUGUGUUAGAUUUAUCAUCCGGUGUUUGGGAGAACAUUUCAUCCCAUUAUUGGGUCAACUAGUCAAUCAAAUGAUUCAAGUCUACUCAGCCACACAUCAUUCGUGUUUUCUUUAUCUUGGGAGCAUAUUAGUAGAUGAGUUUGGUACCAACAAAAGCUGUGUCCCUGGUCUUAUACAAAUGCUCGAGGCUUUUUGUCCUCCCACAUUCUCAUUCCUAUCAAGUAGCGAUGCGUUUGUUCGUCAUCCAGAUACAAUCGACGAUCUUUUUAGACUUUGUACAAGAUGUGUUCAAACAUGUUCUGUCGAGUUUCUCAAAUGUUCAGUUGCGGACAACUUGAUCAAGUGUGCCGUGGCGGCCUCAACGUUGUCCCACAGAGAAGCUAACGCAUCCGUUAUGACCUUUCUCCGUGAUCUCAUACAUGGCCCAAGUGAACUGGAUCCGAGUUUAGAUUCUACAAACUUACGCAACUUGAUAGGGCAAAUGAUGACAAACCAUGGACAAGAAAUUACCACAGGUUUGGUUCAAGCGUGUGCUGGAAAAAUUCCUUCGUAUAUGGUGCCGUGUGUAGGCGAGGUUUUCUGGGAAAUGUUGAGAUACAAUAAAGAGCAAGCUAGUAACUGGUUAGCCAAAUCACUAGAGAUGUUACCAACACAGACUGUGAGCGGUACAACAAUAGUCACCAGCCAACAGAUUAUGGAAUUUCAUCAUGGUGUUACAAAUGCUGAUGCUGGAAAAUUCGUGUCCAGGGUAGCCCGUUCAUUUUCGAGACUCUACGAGUAGGACUGCGCGAGUACUUUGAAGCAAGUGCGUGGAACGAAAGGCCCUCGCGUGGAUCGCGCGUGAAAUACACGAAAGGAUCACGGGGUAAUAUACGUCCGCGAAAGGACAACCAUGCAAGCAAGCGAAAUAUGUAAAUAAAAUGAGAAUAUUUUAUUAAUACCUCUGGACUCUCGAGAGGUUGGCUAGCUCAAUGAACAAUGUUUAAAAUCGAAGGUGCUGUCGGGCUGGACGAUUUUAUAUAUUUUAAGGACACGGACUUUUAGAGUGUUUGUGAAGUAUAUAACAAAUA